Molecule: messenger RNA, 1662 nt
Organism: Salpingoeca rosetta
Lineage: Eukaryota; Choanoflagellata; Craspedida; Salpingoecidae
Exons: 2
Coding region: 1-1662 (553 amino acids)
Cellular component (GO): cell wall; plasma membrane
Source: RefSeq, a predicted model, not a curated record
AUGUCCCAGCCCGGAACUUCCACGGACACGCUCGACUGCUCCGACCCGGUGUCGCGUGCCGCCAUCAGCGCGGCAGCCGUGUGCGAGGUGCAGGCCGUGGUGGAAUGUUGCUGCGAGGAGUUCUUCAACCUGCGCCGCGUAACGGGCUCCGUGUACGUGUCUGCCAGCACCACAACCCUCCACUUUGGCUGGCUGGAGCGCGUUGGCGGGGAUAUUGUGGCUCCGGGCUCGUGGUCCCAGGCGUCAGCGGUUACCUCAGUCGUGUUUGAGCGCCUCGAGUACAUCGGUGGGGCGCUCACCGUCGCCCACUCCCAGAUCAGCACCAUCGACUUUGCCGGCAUCACCAGCAUUGGCGGGCGCGUGAUGCUUGGGCACAAUGCCCUGACCUCGGUGACGUUUGGACAACUGAAAAGUAUCGGCGGCGAGCUGUACCUCACCUCCAACUCCCUCACGACUAUCAGCUUUGGCAGCUUGACCAGCAUUGGGCGAUCGCUGCUGCUGAGCGCAAACUCCCUGACGAGGCUCGAAUGGGGCUCAUUGCAGAGCAUUGGCCUUUCGCUGUGGGUAGAGCACAACGACCUCACUAGCCUUGACCUGACGGGCCUGUCGUUCAGCUCCUCGCUCAUUGUCAACAACAACAAAAUCACCAGCAUCAACAUGGGCAGCGUCACCCGGUUCAGCUCCUUCAAAGUCACACACAACCUCAUCACCAGCCUGGACUUUGGCGCUGUCACGCGCAUCGGAGGCGAGCUCUUGGCCGACUACAACGCACUCACCAGCAUCAACUUUGGCGCCAUCACCAUCAUCCUCAACAAGCUCGAGCUGGACAACAACGCCCUCACCAGCCUCGACUUUGGCGCCAUCACCAAGGUUGGCCGCGGCAUUUCCAUCUUCAACAACGACAUCACCAGCAUCAACUUCCGCUCCCUUACCAAGAUUGCGGGCGCUCUCUUGGCCUGGAGCAAUGACCUGCCCACGCUGGACUUUGGCAGCAUCACGUUCAUCGACGGCACGCUUGAUCUCUCCAGCAACUCGCUCACCAGCAUCAACUUCCGCGGCAUCACCUCCAUCGAUGGCACGCUCGACCUCGGCCGCAACUCCUUCACGUCCAUCACCUUUGCGGGCCUGACCAGCGUCACCGGUGGCCUCGACCUGAACUCAAACACCAACCUCGUCAGCGUCAACUUUGGCACGCUGACGUCCAUUGGGGAUGACCUGCAGAUCCGCUUCUGCUCGCUCACCAGCAUCGAUCUGAGCGGCGUCAGCAUCGGCAGCUACAUCCGCCUCAACAACAACGACCUCACCAGCAUCAACUUUGGCGCCAUCACCCGCAUUGAGGGCGACCUGUUUCUCUACUACAACGACUUCACCACCAUCAGCUUUGGGUCCCUCACGCACGUGAACGGAGACUUGCUGCUGCACUACAACCAGCUGACCACCAUCGACUUCACCGGCCUGCAGUACAUUGGCGGUGAUGUUGACCUUGACCAGAACAGCCUUGCCAGCAUCGACUUUGGCACCGUCAACAUUGUUGGUGGCGUGGAGAUGUCAGGCAACAACCUUGCCUCGAUUGACUGCGCAACCAUGACCAUUGGCGGCUGCUUCUGCGCCGAAUCCACAGUGUCGCAAUCGCUCUGCAGCACCGUCUGCUGGGCUUGCUGA